AAACUUGUGAAUUUAUUUUGCCAUCGGUAAAUAGCGCCAUCUUCGCCAGGGUACGUUACAUCCAGGACAGUCUCUCAAAAUGGCUGCCCCCAUACGACAUGUCUGUCGAGCUUGUCCAAAUUUACCUUUACUGUUCAUGCGUUCGGAGACAGUCUCCGUCAAGAGUGAAUUCACCGGUCUGUCCAGAUGUCGUUCCUCCGUACAAGGAUGUUGUAGUGUAAAAAAACUCCCUAGCAAUGGGGUAAAUCCAGGGGCGACGCGCGAUAAUCUUCUCGGGCAGCCUCCAAUGUGGUGUCCGCUGAUGGAAAAGUAUUGCUCACUGACCCUAGUGUGUUGGAGUUGUCAAACGCCAUCACCCAAAGAAAAACAGAAAACUAUGUUUUUCUGUGAACAUUGCGAUUCAAUUCAACCAGUUAUAGACGAAGUCAACCACUUCGAAAGGCUAGAAUUUAAGACGUCCUUCGAUGUUGAUAUUGACAAACUUACCAGGAAAUAUAGAGAGUUGCAGUCAAUCCUACAUCCUGAUAAAUAUGGCACAAAAACAUUGGAAGAACAGAAUUAUUCUUCUCAACAGUCAGCCGCAAUCAAUAAAUUAUUUUUGUAG
This is a messenger RNA of Saccoglossus kowalevskii, 604 nucleotides long. Its product is annotated as iron-sulfur cluster co-chaperone protein HscB-like. Gene Ontology annotation, molecular function: protein-folding chaperone binding; ATPase activator activity. The record is from RefSeq and is a predicted model, not a curated record. Lineage: Eukaryota; Metazoa; Hemichordata; Enteropneusta; Harrimaniidae. Gene Ontology annotation, biological process: protein complex oligomerization; [2Fe-2S] cluster assembly. Gene Ontology annotation, cellular component: mitochondrion.